CCCCGGGCCUUGUCUAUGAGCAGCCUGCGUCGGCUCCAAGCAGCCACCUGCCAGCCUGCGCAUCACACUCUUCUUUAUCCCCAUGCUGAUCGUCUGUCGUUCUUUCGAGUCUGAGCAGACUGUCAUCAAAAGAUCAUGACUAUUGCUGCAGCAUAUCAGUCCAGGACGUCUUGGGUUCAUGCUGUGCCUGUUUCCCACCUUUGCGACUCUCGAAAUUAACCCCAAACUUCGAUACCGACUUCGCCGGUGCACAUCUUAUCUCAGCCCGUAUUCGUGCACAGAAGAUGCCGUUGCGAAUCCUCCGGACCCUAGGAUACCUGCCCCUUAAAGACCUAUGUUGAUGUCGAAACCCUGCUAUUCCGGUGACAGAAUUCGCACGCCAUGCCGCGCCCAAAGAAAGCCGAUCAGGAUGGAAGAGAGGCGAAGAAGCGCUCGAGGAAUGGUUGCUGGCCUUGUAAAUCGAGGAAGGUCAAGUGUGGGGAAGAGAAGCCCAGUUGUGUCAACUGCCAGAGGCAAGGUGAAACAUGCGAUUACAGUAUACGAUUGAACUGGGAUGGACGAAGCAAGAGAAAAGACGACGGAAAACCGGGCGCACAAAUCAUGACCUUCAGCCAGCAUCAAACCACUCCACCGCAGCCCAUGUUGCAUGGUUAUUCAAACGGUGUUCCCGUUCAAGGACUCGACUGCGACAUGAAUUCCCGAGUUUCUGAUAUGCAAUCACAAAUGCCUCCGAACUACCUCGUUGGACACCACUCGCCAGACCCCUCAAUGUCUUCGAUUCCUCAUUUCUCGAACCCCGUUCCAAUGCCUGCGACCGAUCCCAAUCCUUCCAGACCACCCCCUCCACCUGUCUUGAGGACACCCCGCUGGACUGAAGGUGCAACCCAUCCUGUAGGACCCGAAAAUGUACCUGUGCCCCCUUUGCGACAUUCAAUGUCGCUUCCAGCAUAUCCUUCGCCAUCAGAAUCAGCAUUCGGCAGCCCGAGCCUCAAUGGGGGGAUGUAUCACUUUGGUGGGAACACUGUGCAAAUGCGCCCGCCCAUGCCAACGUCCAACCCGAUUCACUAUCAGGAAUCUGUCAAUUCGCCCCAACACCCUUCCAAAAGAAUAAAGUUGAGUCCUCGGACGGACAACUUUGGCAGACCGAUGCAAAACUUUCAACGGGCAACGUCUUAUGGUCCCAAUGAAACCGAGGAAUCACUCCGGGUCCAGUUCAAUCCUAACACACCUACUUUCUUCCCUUCUUACCUCAGCAAUCCAUUGACUCCAGCGACCUCGGCAUCACAAGCCACGGAUGGCGAUGAUCGACGUAUCUCAGUGAGCUCCUUGUUGUCUGAAGAUCUUGACACGGAAGACUCAAAGGCUUCAAACCUUGCCGAACAGACCGUGGUGCCCGAUGAUCAGUACUCACGGCGUGGUUCUCUUCACCAGCGAAUGGUGUCGUACACGCAGACCGAGACUUAUGGGAUGGACCGCGGAAAUCCUGACCUGGACAUCCCGAGGAACAAUGACACCAUGGCCAUCUCAGGCGACUCACCUUCAGAACAUAGUGACUUCGAAUCAUGGUUAAACGACACCGAUCUCGGAGUACCAGAGUUUGGUUUUGGGCUUGUAAGUCGGGAGACAGUGUUUGCCAAAGGCGGCUAUUACGCUUCACCAGUUCCCAUCAAGAUCCCACGAAAGUUAGAACCAUUACCUCGAACACUUUCAGAGAAUCCAAUGAACUUGCUCUAUUUCCAUCACUUUCUCAACCACACGGCCAGGAUUUUGGUGCCACAUGAUUGUCCCGAAAACCCUUUCAAGACAAUUCUCCCAAAAAUGGCCGUGGAGAACACGAAUCUACUCAACUUAUUACUGGCCUAUUCUGCAUGCCAUCGGGCGAGACUGUUGAAUCACCCCGAACCUGCGAAUCGUAUUGCUCAUUGGGUUCGAGAUGUGUUUCCCUUCCUGCGACAGACUCUGGACAAUGUUUCAAACACGGAUGUAUCCAAUGCUAAUUUGGCCACCGCAAUCAUGUUGUCUUCUCUGGAGAUCAUUUCACCUUCAAGUUUUGGUGUAUCCAUCCCGUGGCAAAAUCAUCUGAGUGUUGCCAGAAGUAUCAUCCGUGCUCGAGGAGGCCCAAAUUCGAUCUCAAGAAAGGACCCAGUCAUGUUCUUUUUGACUCGAUGGUUAGCAUAUCUGGACGUGUUGGGUUCGCUCUCUGGCAGACGCAAUGAAGAGCCUCUGUUUGCCGGCAAUUACUGGUCCAGUUCGCACGAAGAUAGCACUUCGGCAAAGGAGCUGUCACUGACCGACGACGAUGGAGAUGAUGACGAUGACUAUACCAUUGACUGUUUGUUAGGCUUCACUACCAGGUGUGUUUCAAUCCUGGCUCAGGUGGCUGUCCUGGCCAGACAAUGUGAGUCGGGCAGGAUCGAUCCAGAGACUGGACAGAUCAACGAAGCAUGGAGGCCUGCCCCCGAUAUCCUUAAGAAAGCAGAGAAGCUGCGCCAGGACCUGGAGCGUGCUCGAAACCACGAACACAUCCAAUGUCACCAUAGUCCACAAAUGACAAAAGCCCACCUGUGCGACUCACGACGCAACUCGGCUUAUGCAGAAAUGUCAGAGAAAGACCAGGAAGAAGCUUUUGCGACAAAUUCUGCGUUUCAUUGGGCAGGGCUUGUACACCUGCUCCGCAGAAUUCACAACCUUCCUCGUAGUGAUCAGGCGGUGCAGCACGCGGUUCAUGAAAUUGUGAAAAUUUUACAAAGCAUUCGACGAGAAGGGAGUGCCGAAGCCUGUCUCUUGUUUCCCAUGUUCACGGCUGGUGUCGAGGCUGAAGAUCCACUCGAUCGAGCAGAGGUUCUAAGCAGGAUCAAGGCCUCUGAAGGACUUGGAAUGUGUCAAGUCAGUCAUGCUCGCAAGAUCAUGGAAGAGGUUUGGCGGACAGGAGUUAGUUGGGAGGGUUUGACAACAGGAGGAUUCUUUGGUUGAUUAUACAUGGAGUACCGAUGUGUAGCAACACACAGGUGGACACGACUAUGUUUACGUUUUAUGACCAUGAGAUAUUAUCUCUACUUUUUGCAUUUGAUGAGCGUUGGUGCUGGGGGAUUUUGGGUCUAUAUACUGUUUUUUUCAUGACUUCUGCAGUGGAACAUUCAUGUCGCCAAUCUGGCACUUGUUUUUGUGGCUGUACAGUCCUCUAGAUAUCUAUUGUGCCUAACAAUGCUCUGGUUUUGUUCUUUCUUACACGUGCGGACACGAAGAGGUGAGACUCGGUACCGAAUAUAAUUGGCAGCCAUCUAUUAAACGACGUCAGCACGUGCGAC
This is a messenger RNA of Exophiala oligosperma, 3308 nucleotides long. RefSeq lists its product as uncharacterized. The transcript has 4 exons. The coding region runs from base 382 to 2973 and encodes 863 amino acids. Gene Ontology annotation, cellular component: nucleus. Gene Ontology annotation, biological process: positive regulation of transcription by RNA polymerase II. The record is from RefSeq and is a predicted model, not a curated record. Gene Ontology annotation, molecular function: zinc ion binding; transcription cis-regulatory region binding; DNA-binding transcription factor activity, RNA polymerase II-specific. NCBI's taxonomy places the organism in Eukaryota, Fungi, Ascomycota, Eurotiomycetes, Chaetothyriales, Herpotrichiellaceae.